Nycticebus coucang (slow loris) is the source of this 6431-nucleotide messenger RNA. It is a transcript of the gene DSC2, whose product is annotated as desmocollin 2. Gene Ontology annotation, cellular component: desmosome; plasma membrane. The record is from RefSeq and is a predicted model, not a curated record. Gene Ontology annotation, biological process: homophilic cell-cell adhesion. Lineage: Eukaryota; Metazoa; Chordata; Mammalia; Primates; Lorisidae. Gene Ontology annotation, molecular function: calcium ion binding. The transcript is spliced from 16 exons. The coding region runs from base 313 to 3018 and encodes 901 amino acids.
GGUAGAAGGGUGGCGGCGAGAGGGAGUGUCCAUUUGGGGCCUUCUGAAAGAAAUGAAGACUUAAGAAAACAGCAAGGAGGGGCUGAUCCUUGUCUUUCAGACGCACCUGGAGCCCCACCCUGGAGCUGGAGGAAAAGCCCCUUGGUUGAGAGGCUGGAGCUUCAGAAUAACUGAGAAGAAAAGCGCCCGUCCGCGCGCUCCGCCUCCUCCGCCUCGCACUCCUGCCCAACAGCGGCCCAGCCCGCGUCCCGGCCGAGCCCUCCCUCCGGCCUCCCAGCGCCUGGACAGGCGACCUGUCCCCGAGUGCUCUCCAUGGCUGCAGCGCGACCCACCGGCCCCCGGAGCGCAGCGCUCUGCGGGCAGCUCCUUCUGACCCUCGCGAUCUUAACAUUUGCCAGCGAUGCCUGUAAAAACGUGACACUCCAUGUUCCCUUCAAAUUAGAUGCUCAGAAAUUUGUUGGGAGAGUUGACCUGAAGGAAUGCUUUAAGUCUGCAAAUCUAAUUCGUACAAGUGAUCCUGGUUUUCAAAUUUUAGAGGAUGGUUCAGUCUACACAACAAAGGCAAUUCUUUUGUCUUCAGAGGAGAGCAGUUUUACCAUUUUGCUUUCCAACGCAGAGAACCAAGAAGAGAAGAAAAUUUUUGUCCUUUUAGAGCAUCAAACAAAGGUACUAAAGAAAAGGCAUUCUAAAGACAAAGUUCUAAGACGUGCCAAGAGAAGAUGGGCUCCUAUUCCUUGUUCGAUGCUGGAGAAUUCCUUGGGUCCUUUCCCGCUUUUCCUUCAACAGGUUCAAUCUGACACAGCGCAAAACUACACUAUAUACUAUUCCAUACAAGGUCCUGGAGUUGAACAAGAACCUAAAAAUUUAUUCUAUGUGGAGAGAGAUACUGGAAACCUGUAUUGUACUGGCCCUGUAGAUCGUGAAAAGUAUGAAUCUUUUGAGAUAAUUGCCUUCGCCACAACUCCAGAUGGGUACACUCCAGAACGUCCAUUGCCUCUGCUGAUCAAAAUAGAGGAUGAAAAUGAUAACUACCCAAUUUUCACAGAAACAACUUACAUUUUUACGGUUUCUGAAAAUUGCAGAGUUGGUUCCACUGUGGGACAGGUGUGUGCGACUGAUAAGGAUGAGCCUGACACCAUGCACACACGCCUCAGGUAUUCCAUCCUUGAGCAGUUGCCAGCGUCCCCCACCCUGUUUUCUAUGCAUCCAAAGACAGGUGUGAUCACCACAACAUCAUCUCAGCUGGACAGAGAGUUAAUUAGUAAAUACCAAUUGAAAAUAAAAGUACAAGACAUGGACGGUCAAUAUUUCGGCUUGCAGUCAACUUCAACUUGUAUCAUUAAUAUUGAAGAUGUGAAUGACAACUUACCGAUGUUUACCCGUACUUCUUAUGUAGCAUCCGUGGAAGAAAAUACAGUUGAUGUGGAAAUCUUACGUGUUACUGUUGAGGAUAAAGAUUUAGUGAACACUGCUAAUUGGAGAGCUAAUUAUACCAUUUUAAAGGGCAAUGAAAAUGGGAAUUUUAAAAUUGUAACUGAUCCCAGAACCAAUGAAGGAGUUCUGUGUGUAGUUAAGCCACUGAAUUAUGAAGAAAAACAGCAAGUGACCCUACAGAUUGGCGUCGUUAAUGAGGCUCCAUAUUCCAGAGAGGUUAGUUCUAGAUCGGCCAUGAGCACAGCCACAGUCACUGUUAAUGUGCAAGAUCAGGAUGAGGGCCCUGAGUGUAGCCCUCGCACACAGACUGUUCAAAUUAAAGAAAAUGCUUCCGUGGGAACAAGAAGCCAGGGGUAUAAAGCAUAUAUCCCCGAGACAAGAAGCAGCAGCGGCAUAAGGUAUAAGAAAUUAAAUGAUCCAAAAGGGUGGGUCACUGUGGAUGAAAAUUCAGGAUCAAUCCAAGUUUUCAGAAGCCUAGACAGAGAGUCCGAGUCUGUUAAAAAUGGCAUAUAUAAUGUUACAGUCCUUGCAUCAGACCAAGCUGGGCGAACAUGUACUGGGACGCUGGGAAUUAUCCUGGAAGAUGUGAACGAUAACAGCCCAUUCAUUCCUAAACAGACGGUGGUGAUCUGCAAACCCGUCAUGGCAGCCGCGGACAUCGUUGCCAUUGACCCUGAUGAACCUAGACACGGCCCACCCUUUGACUUCACUUUGGAGAGUUCUGACUCAGAAACACAGAGGAUGUGGAGACUGGGAAAAAUUAACGAUACAGCAACACGUCUUUCCUUUCUGAACGAUCCUCCAUUUGGACAAUACAUUGUACCUAUCAGGGUUGCAGAUAGACUUGGCCGAUCUAGAACUAAUUCAUUGACUGUUAGGUUAUGUGACUGUGUUACCGAAAAUGACUGCACCUUCCGUGCAGAUCCACGGGUUGGCGGAGGAGAAGUAAAACUUGGCAAAUGGGCUAUCCUUGCAAUAUUGUUGGGCAUAGCAUUGCUAUUUUGUAUCCUAUUUACAUUAGUCUGUGGGGCUUCUAGGGUCCCCAAAAAAACAAAUGUAUUUCCUGAUGAUUUAGCCCAGCAGAACCUAAUUGUGUCAAACACAGAAGCCCCUGGAGAUGAUAAAGUGUAUUCCACGAAUGGCUUCACAACACAUACCGUGGGCACCUUUGCUCAGGGAAUUUGUGGUACCACAGGAUCAGGAGUCAAGAAUGGAGGGCAGGAAACCAUCGAACUGGUGAAAGGAGGGCAGCAGACCUUGGAGCCCUGCCAGGGAGCUGGGCACCAGCAGACCCUGGAUUCCCGGAGGGGAGGACGCGUGGAGAUGGACAACUGCAGAUACACCUACUCCGAGUGGCACAGUUUCACUCAGCCCCGUCUUGGUGAAAAGGUGCAUCUGUGUAAUCAAGAUGACAGUCACAAGCACGCUCAAGACUAUGUCCUGACGUACAGCUACGAAGGGAAAGGGUCAGCGGCUGGCUCUGUUGGCUGUUGCAGUGAAGGACAAGAGGAAGAUGGCCUUGAAUUUUUGGAUCAUUUGGAACCCAAAUUUAGGACCCUCGCAGAAGCAUGCCUAAAAAGAUGAGUGUGUUCUGAAAAGUCUACAAAAGACAGUGGCUUUAUCAUCUUUUCUUUUUGUAAUUACAAACCAGGAUUUCUUAAAAAACAGAAGAUGCUACAUUUGGGGUUUCUCCCUUUAUUUUCAUGAAAUGUUUUUGGCCAAAGGUACAUUUACAGAGACAUGCUGUAAAUAAGCACACAAAUUUUUUAAUUUUACCUAGUUUUUAAUUACUUGUCUUCCGCUCAAGGAGAUCCAUAAAUGGAAAAGUUAAGAAAGUCUGUAUUAUUGGUUACAUUUGGGUAUAAUAAUAACAGCCGAUUUGCAGUGCAAUCAAAUGUAAUCCAUUCAAGUCUGUAUUGUAGACUACUUAAGGUACAAGCUAAUAGGCAAUUGUAGAGACCUAGCUUUGACAUUAUCUCCAGUUAGCGAAUUAAUUAAUUGUGUGGUGCUUGAAGACUACUGUUGUCCUAGAUAGUCUGAAGUAUAUAUACGGCAUUCUUGGUAUUAUUUUAUUCUUGUAACACAACUUUUCUUUGUUAUGCAAGGGAAAUUUCUACCCAGGUGUUGAAUGUUAUUACAAGUUUUGGUGGAGUUUAGUUUUAGGUUUUAUUCUGUAUCAAAUGCUGCAUUGAUUCUCCAUUUCCGUUGUUAUCUACUUGGUGAGUAAAAUUUAACUUUAAAAAUUCUUUCAGAAUGUAUUCUUACUCCUGCAGGUUUUUUCUUUGAAAUGCCAGUUGUCUGUCUGUCUCUCUCUCUCCCACUCCCUCUCUCCCUUCUCUGUCUUCCCUCCCUGUCUUUAAAAUUUCCACUUGGGUUGGAGAAUUCAGGUAUUUUUUAAAACUGUUGCUUUUCUCUUAUAAAGUGAAUAAUUCCUUUUUUAUUUUAUGUGUUUGUAAUCUCGUUUUUUCUUAAAAUGAAUGUAGUGUUAACUUCGUUGUUUCGAACAUCUUGGUGAUUGCUACAUUAUAUCCUCAACGAAGAACCUUUAAUUCUGCCUUUGAAACUGUAAAACUAUGUCAUGCUUUUAUUAGAAGCAACAUUCUAUGUUAACAAAAGGAAUAGUGCAAUUAGAAUUGGGAUGUGGAUUUUGGUACAUGGUAGCACAUUUACAGUUCCUAUUUUUAAUGCAAGGAUAUAGUUUAUAAUUGCAAAAUAGUGAUGGUUUUUUAAAUAAGCUUUGAAAUACAGGGAUCUUGAAAGCUCCCUGGGUCAACUAUUUUAUAUCUUUUUAGAUGAGAUGGUUAGUUAUAUCUAUGUGUUUGUAAAGUUAUUUUUUAAUAUUUUAAGAAUAUAAUUCUUAACAAAUGUAGAAAUGGGCCAAACUAUUUAAAUUUUAAAACUCUGAGGCAAAAUUAAACUUAAAUAGUCCACCAAAUUUCCCAAAUUAAACUUAAUAGCCCUCCAAAUUCCAGGCCAGUUUUCAUGGUUUAUUUCAGUCAUGGUUUAUUUAAUUCAUGUACUAAACAUAUGGACAUUUUAAGAGUGUUUCUAAUAUUUGUGAUUGUUAAUCAUCAGCCUGUCUUGAAUUCACAGAGUUGUCUUAUAACAAUUAUUUUUCAGGAUUAACAUUGGGCAAUUAUUUGAUAUCCAGCUUAUCUUUUCAAUUGUUCCAUUACCGCUUAGUCAAAAAUACAAUUUCCCAAAGUUAUUUUUAAUAAAUGAUGUACAUUUUUUUUUGUAUUUUACUAGUUAUGAUUAAGUAAAUUGAGCAUUUGGUAAAAAUUAGUAAGAGUUGGUUAAUCAUGGGUUUAAUGUGAGCUUAAGGGCUCAAUGCUUUGUGACUUUGAGAAGUGAGUCCCUUCAUUAGGAUCCUGUUGUACAUUUUUUGGAGUUUAAAUCUAGUUUGGAGAGAUGUUUGGUGCAUUGUUAUCAACACAUUUAUAUAAUAUUACUACUCUACGGAGUAUUAGUUAAGUUGCAUACUUUCUCUGUGUCUGUUUUCGUUAUCUUCAAAUUGGGGAUAAUAAUAGAACUCCUUUCUGAGGGUCGUUGUAAGAUGCUUGAAUAAUAAAAAAAAAAAAAAAAAUGGUUUUGAAGCAUGAAAGUCAUCCAGAGUGGUCCACCUGUAAGGUAGCCCUAAUAGUAAUAAAGAAUUUUAAGUCACAUGUACAACCCAUUUCAUGUUAACAAAAAGUCAACUAAGAAAAUAGGCUAAUGGAAAGAUAUUAGAAUGUCUCUUUACAUAAUGAUUUCCUGAUGACUGGGUCGGAUAUAUGCAGCUGUUUGGAAUGUAUUAGUGCAAAGUUUGCUGAAGCAUCCACACAGGAUCACCAAGUGUAAAAUGCAGAGAACCUUCAUAGUCAACCACCUCCCUACGUUUGCCACCUUCUUAUGUUGACCUAAUUUUUGUAGCCUGGACAGGCACUGCAUGUACUCAACGGAAGUUCCUUAUGUUGACCAGUUUUAUACAGUCCCAUGGCUGGUCCACUUGCAGAGGCUCUACUGUACUACCAAACUACCAGGUUCAGAUCGGAUGAGAAGCAGAACAUCUCCUUCUUAUAAUGGGCACUAAUUCUAAAGCCCCAUAAAAAUGAUAUAUGAUUCAAAUUCCUCCCAUCAGGCCCUUCCUCAGCUGCUCUCGACAUUGCCUGGCGGUUUAUGACUCUGACAGUUGCCAUAGUAACCCUACCUGCAAAGAUGGCGCAGUGAGAGUGCCUGAAGCCAGUCCCAUCUCCACCCUUAUACACAGUGGUAUUUGAGGAGUCACUUAAACUUUCUAUGCCUCGUUUCCUCACGUGUAGGACCUAUGCUGGAGAUAGUGGUGGAGUCUACUUGAUAGGACUGUUGUUAAAGUUAAGUGUUAGUUAAUGAAAAGAGUUGGCCCGGAGUUAGCACUCACCUGCUAUGUGAAGAGGGGACACCUGAACUAGAGAUAAUCACAGCUUCGGAUUGCUUGACAGUUGCCAUCUUGCUGUGAUGCUCCUAUUCAUCUUUCCUGGAAGCUGGACCAGCAAUUCACCUGUGAUGGUCUUUGGGAACUUUGUGGCUUAUAAUGGUUUCCAGGUCUUUCAUUCUUGGUAUUCAGAAAGCCACAUCUUACUUCCUCAUCCAUAGCCUAGCAAUCAGUGUGAUAAUGACGUUAAGACUUAAUCAACUUAAUUGAAAAGGCACGUAAACUUCUUAGCCACAUUUUGCCUCUUUAAGGAUUUCCGCCUUGAAAUCGGUGGUGCUUCUUCAGGAAGAGGAAGGCAACAGAGCUCUGCUAUUAGUUCACUGCAGUUUGCUUCUGAGGGCUCCCUGUAAUCGUUUGGUGCUUUCUUGUUUGUUUGAUUCCCAUCUUAAGACUGGUUUUGAUCUUGGAUCCUAGUUCUGCUGCACACUCAGGCUUUUGACUAUAGGCUGCCCUUUAGUCUGUCACCGUCUCUUUUCGGGGGCUCCAGAUGGAGGUAUUGACAACCCUUUAGUGCCAUCCUGAAAAUAAAAUGCUUUCUCUUCUA